ACCUAUCAUUGAAAUUUGAACUGAAAUUCGGCUGCUCGUGCAGACAAUUCAACAAAAGGGCAUAUAUCAUCGCUUUACUUGACAUUCAUUGGGCUGGAAAAUAUGGCGCAAGUUGGUCCACAACCUGGUGGUGUAGCUACAUACAAUCAACAGAUGGGUGCUACAGUUAUUGUAGGGAAUGAGGAGAGACGGUCCUAUGUAUGCCUGUCAUUCUUCAGUCUAAUCCUGAGUCCCUUCUGUGGAAUUAUCGCACUGAUCUUUGGCUGUUGUUCCAAAUGUAGUUAUAAUGAUGGGGAUUUUCAAAAAGGAAGUUGCCUAGCAAGAUGUGCAUGUGGAUGGGCAUUGACUGGAAUCAUCACCACAAUAGUGAUUGCUAUACUGAUUGUAGUACUAUUUUUCGCAGCACCUGAAAUAUUUUGGACUAUAUAUAUUCUUGUUCUAGCUAAAGCACAUGGCUUUGAAUUGAACAUGAUGGGUGCUUAGAUGAAUGCAGAUGCUGGAUAAACACCACUCCUUAAAUUAAAACAGAAGCUGAAUAUUCUUUGAUGUACUUUAGGUUUAUAUUGACAAUGGUUUUCAUAUUUUGUGAAACAAUCAUUUUUACAAAGGAGCAUGUAGGUUAUCGCAAACAAUUUCAAACGAUUCUAUCUUGAAUUAUGAAUAUUUUCUGAUCAUGAACAUAGGUGUAUCUUUUACAUCAAUUCAUUAUCUUCAAGAAAAGUAUAUAUAAUGAUAAUUUAGUUAAUCAGACCUAAGUGAUAUUAAAGGGGCAAUGAACCAAUCAACAUACUU
Molecule: messenger RNA, 792 nt
Organism: Owenia fusiformis
Lineage: Eukaryota; Metazoa; Annelida; Polychaeta; Sabellida; Oweniidae
Source: the annotation of a GenBank genome assembly